ACUGCCCGGCCGGCGAUGCCGCUCCGACGCCGCCGACGCCGCCCAGCAGCGCGCCCGGCAGCGCCCGACAUCUGAGCCCCAAGGAAGCCAGCUCCAGACGGUCCAGUGGCAAGACUCCCCGAUGCCUAGACUCUGGGAGUGUUAUGGAUUUGACUAAAAUGGGGGUGAUACAGCUCCAGAACCCGAGCCACGCCACGGGGCUCCUGCACAAAGCCAACCAGAUGCGUCUUGCAGGGACCUUGUGUGAUGUGGUAAUCCUGGUGGACAGCCAGGAGUUCCACGCUCACCGGACUGUGUUGGCUUGCACUAGUAAGAUGUUUGAAAUCCUGUUCCACCGCAAUAGUCAGCAUUACACCUUGGACUUUCUCUCGCCGAAGACUUUCCAGCAGAUCCUGGAGUAUGCCUACACUGCCACCUUGCAGGCUAAAGUCGAGGACUUGGAUGACCUUCUUUAUGCUGCUGAGAUCUUGGAGAUCGAGUACCUGGAGGAACAGUGCUUGAAGAUCUUGGAGACCAUCCAGGCCUCGGAAGACAACGACACUGAAGUUAACAUGGCUGAUGGAGGCACUGAAGAGGAGGAAGACCGGAAGUCAAAAUAUGUUAAAAAUAUUCUCAUCUCGAAGCAUUCCAGUGAAGAGAGCGGCUACUCCAGUCUAGCCAGCCAGAGCGUAACAGGGACGAUGGUGGAGCAGAGCCCUUCGGUGUCCACCUCCUUUGGACUGUCUGCCAUGAGCCCCACUAAGGCUGCUGUUGACAGUUUGAUGUCCAUUGGCCAGUCGUUACUGCAAGGGGCAUUGCAGCCCAACGCCCCCGAGGAUUUGCACUCGGCCAGCGGCCGCCAUCCAAGCGUGUCUGAAGUGAAAACUGAAGCCAUGCAGGUCGAGGAAGCCUUGAGCCAUGAGAGCCCGAGGACAGCUGACCUGAACACUUCCGUCGGGGACAAGGCAGAGGACAAAGGCAAGCAAGGCCCCGGCACUCCGACGCGCAGCAGUGUGAUCACCAGUGCCCGCGAGCUUCAUUAUGCCCGGGAUGAAACUGCAGAGCAGCCCCUUGAAGCUGUCCAAGGCCCCCCGGUUGGGCCGGAGCUGAUGGUUCCUCAUGGUGAGAAGCCCAUGGGCCUCUAUUCUGUGUUACCCAAUCACAAAAGUGAUUCCAUGCUUAGCAUCUCUUCCUCCAUGGCGCCUGCCCUGCACAUGCAACCUGCCCUUGCCGUGUCCAUGGACUUCAGUGCCUACGGGGGGCUCCUGCCCCAAGGCUUCAUUCAGAGGGAGCUGUUCAGCAAGCUCGGGGAACUGGCUGUGGGUAUAAAAACCGAAACCCGAGCCAUUGGCGAGCAGUGCAGUGUCUGUGGGGCGGAGCUGCCGGACAAUGAGACGGUUGAACAACACAGAAAACUGCACAGUGGAAUGAAGACAUACGGGUGCGAAUUAUGCGGGAAAAGGUUCCUUGACAGCCUGCGCCUCCGGAUGCACUUAUUGGCCCAUUCAGCGGGUGCCAAAGCCUUUGUAUGUGAUCACUGUGGUGCACAGUUCUCUAAAGAAGACGCCCUGGAGAGUCACAGACAGACACACACCGGCUCUGACAUGGCCGUCUUCUGCCUACUCUGUGGGAAACGGUUCCAGACUCAAACCGCCCUCCAGCAGCACAUGGAGGUCCAUGCAGGGGUGCGCAGCUAUAUCUGCAGUGAGUGCAACCGCACCUUCCCCAGCCACACAGCCCUCAAGAGGCACCUGCGCUCCCAUACGGGGGACCACCCGUACGAGUGUGAAUUCUGUGGCAGCUGCUUCCGGGACGAGAGCACUUUGAAGGGCCACAAACGCAUCCACACUGGAGAGAAGCCCUAUGAAUGCAAUGGCUGUGGGAAGAAGUUUAGCCUCAAGCAUCAACUGGAGACCCACUACAGGGUCCACACAGGCGAGAAGCCAUUUGAGUGCAAGCUCUGCCACCAGCGGUCCCGAGAUUAUUCCGCCAUGAUCAAGCACCUCAGGACCCACAACGGCGCGUCACCGUAUCAGUGCACAAUCUGCCUGGAGUACUGCCCCAGCCUUUCCGCCAUGCAGAAACACAUGAAGGGCCACAAACCAGAGGAGAUCCCCACCGACUGGAGGAUAGAGAAGACCUAUCUGUACCUUUGCUAUGUCUAAAGCAAGGGACGAGAGGAGGGGUGGAGGGAUGCAGGACUGGGCAAAAACCCCGAAUCGACCCCGGCCUCACUCUUCCGUCCCGUCUCCCUUCUCAUUUUCCCUGUUUGGUUUCUGUUCCCUUAGGACUUGGUAGUUUUCCUUCAGGCUUGCUUUUGCAGUGGGGCUACGGGAAGGGAAAGAGGAAGCUCCCGUGAGAAGAAGCAAAGAGUCAGAAUCCAGCCCUCGCCCGUGGCUUAAGUGGUCCUGCUUGGGUUUUGGGUGCCCGUGUCGGGAAGGGUCUGUGGCUGUUGCUGGGAGGGUUGUCAGAUUUCACUCAAGGCUCUUGUCUGUGCUGAGACCGGGAGCUGGAUUUUCACCCAGCAUCCUUGUCCUGGUCCCUUUCCCCCAAGAAGUGAGGGGGAAUGUGGUAUGGUGAAGGUGUUGAGGGCUCUCUCUAGAGAUCCCUUUCCCUUUCUCCAAACCCAGCCAUCCAUUAGGACCGGGGAAAGGCAUGCCGGCGUGACGGGCUUCAUUUGGCCAGGGAAACAGUCCUUGAAAGUGGCUCUUCAUGGGCAUUUCUUUUGGAUGUCAGGCAUGCCCAUUUCGAUGCCCCCCCCAAACCUGUUAGCCACCCAGUGCCUGAGCACCCCAUUUCCCCCACCUGCCCUCUUGGGCAGGCCCUGAGCUGGGCUAGCUGCCCCACCCAGGUAGUCCCUUGGGGUGGGAAUGCAUAGGGCUGCCAUUGAGCAGCAUGGCUCGGCAGAUGUUGCGGUGCCAUGGAGAAUGCUGGGCCAGAAUUUGCAGGUGGUGUGCAGAGCACGGGACCCUGGCGGGCUCCAACUUUGCAAUGCUCUUGAGUUGUACUUUCAGGGCCGGAAGGGAGAAGCACAAGAAGCCAUCCUUGGCCAGAGAUGGAGGGGUUGUGCACUCCACUGAGUGAAGGGGCCUGCCUUUGUCCAUAGAUACCCCACACUUCCUAUUUUCGGCUAAAGCUUGUACCACCAUUGCAUUUCUGAGUUAAAAACUGGUCUUGUUUCCCCCACCCCACCCCCAGGGAGCAGGACCUAGGGCAUGCUGUGCUUACAAGAACUCGCAACUCACCUGUAGACAUUCCCUUUAGGCGGCCACCUUUUUUCCCAACCAAAGACCCUUCUAUGCAUUUUUUUUUUUUAGCAGAGGUGGGAACGGGAUGUGUGUGAGAGAUACCAGUUAGGGAUGGCGAAACUUUGCACAUUUGUCACUACUAAUGGUCAGCCAUCUCAAAGGAGGGGUUCCAGUUCCGAGUUCCUGAGCAGCCCUUCUCAGUCGGUACAAGCAAGUGCUGAAGUUUGUAGGCACGUGAGCUCUGGUCUGGUGGGCUGCAGUGCCUGGGGCCUCCACUGCACCUGUCAAGCUCCCCCACUCGCAAGAGCUUCCACAUGUAUUUCCCUGGGAGAAUGGGAUUGCCCCUCACAUUCCUUUCCGCAUGCCAAACCCUCCCUCCCGGGAACAGAAAGAGGUGGCCUGCAUGUUAUGAAGGAGGGCAGCAGAACCCGGAUCCGGGAAACUGACAGCAAUCCAGCCACGGACUCACGAGGGCUACUUGAAUGCCCCAGGGUGUGGCUUUGGGCCACUUUUUUGUGCUUCAGAUUUUUGCCUUUCAGAGGCAGUCAUGAUGCCCAGUUGUGCCACGGGACGCACUGAACUGGGGUGGUGGUAUGCGGCUGCAAUGCACAGGACUGUUUGCAUUCUGAAAGCACUGGCAUGCAUGCGUGGGACAUCCAUCCUAGGGCUGAAGGUGCAUUACCCGCACAAACACACACACUGACCUGCACAUACACAAACGGCCCUGCAGAGAUCCAUGGUGCGUCGCCUCUUGUUCCCCAGGGCCAGACCCCAAACCAUUUUUCCCACUUUGUGUUGUUUCUACAGUUGCUGCGGGGGUCGGCAACUAGAGUUGUCUGCCCCAACAGGCCAGGCAAAAAGUUCUUGUACGUGGCAGAAGUUGGUUUGCUGCCUCUUGCAGGAUGGGGAAGGAGACUAGAGACAAAACUGAGACAGCACCACGUAUGCAUUUUUCUAGCAGUCUCCUCCUUCUCUCAUAGAGCCAAUGGGGAGGAAUCUCAAUCUCUCUCUCUCUCUCUCUCUCUCCCCCCCCACCUCCUUCCAGCUCAACUUGCACCCCCAAUCCAAGUGACACUUAAAGCCCCUCCUGUCCCCCUAGUCUUGACAAUUGGCCAUAUCUUCUCUAGUGGGUGGCACUCCCCACCCCGCCCAAGGCUUGUGAAGUAUGCGAGCUGCCUGGUCGUUCUUCCCUGUCCCGUGUCUGUGAAGGAGUGGACUGUUAAGAUGGCUUUCCCUUGUCUCAGCUUUCUUAAUGUGUUUUUUUAAAACAAUGAUUUAGCACAUUGUACUUGAAAUUACCUCGGUUUCUUGUGACCUCAUGAGCUUAUUUGUUUUCGCUUUGGGGGGGGGGGGACAUGUUUUGGGUUGAUUGUUAAAAAGGCUGUGUUGAGAAACCUGAGGAGAAAGCGUUGGUAUGACGCGCCAAAGUGCCGCAGUGCAGCCGCAAAAGCGCCGUUGACUCCGGUUUCCAUGUCAGCCUUACAAAUUUUUUUGUGCAUUAUUAUUACCAAAAUUGGUAUUUUGUUUUUAAUGACCCGCUUGGUAUAAACGGGAUCAUGUUAUCCUGAAAGCUACCUCUAUUGUGGUUUGUUUUUUUUUUAUUUUGCAGUUACAAAGCACAUUUUGCAAUAUUUGUGUUUGUUUUUUUUUGCUUUGUGAUGUUCAUUUCAAUCUUCAUCUCAUGCUUUAUAUUUGCAAAUGUAUAUUUUAUUCUAAUUUAGCUGCAUUUAUAUAUCGAAAAAAGUUUUUAGGGAAGCAUUAUGUAGAUGGGAGAAAAGGGAAAUUGCUACGGGGUGUCUCUGUGUACUGCUGUCCUUCCCGCCCCCGCCCCCCCCCCCCCCGCCCCCAUCGCCAUCCCCCUGUCUCAACUGCUGACAAACAUUGAAGGCCUUAAAUAGUGGGAGCGGAGCACACUUCAUUGUAACAGUUCAGAGAGUUGAAACAGUUUAGUGAAAAAUUAGUAAUUUGGAAAAGGAAAAAAAACAGUUAAACUUGAAUAUGUGAAUAUAGUUUAAGUAGAGCUUUGUUUAUAAUGUGAAAAGCAAAUUAUAGCAUCACUCAAAGCAGAUGAUGUUAAGCAAAAUAUGCAGUAAUUUGACCAAUCUCACCUGCUUGCAGAGAUGCCUCCAGGGCCUCUGUGGGUGUCCCCAACUUUCCCCCAACUUUCCACCUCCUCUUUCACUCAACACUCACCAAGCUGAAAGUGUUGGAUGGAUAAAUUAUUUGCAAAGUGUAAUAUUUUUGUAUCAUUUGUUAGUCCCCUUGUUUUUGGCAAGAUGUUGUUCCCCCCCACCCAUCCUUUUGUAAUGUGAACAGGAAUUGGUGUGCGUAUGUGUAUGGGUGUGAGUGGGUGUGACCUAGUAUUAAAUAAAUCAUGCAGUAUUGUUGUCAUCCACUGUUUGCCAGAGAGGAUGGUACUGAAUCAGGGUGAAAUCGCAGCUUCCAAAGCACACGUGGGAAAACGCCUUUGGAUGCAGCCUUCUGGUUGGCCUCAGUGGGUCUUCCCUCAUCCAGGAGAAAGGACUGGAGGUCAGGGGGCGGUGCUCAUUGCGACUGUGGGGUUGUGCAUCCAUACUGCAACCGUUGUUACCCACGCCUAGUGAGUCUGUGGGAAGACGCAAUUUUCCUCUGCAUUUUCUUCUUUUGGGGGGCAAGCAUUCUGCUUCUGCCCCGUGGUGAACGUUGAUUGAGCACGAGUAAAGUUGUGUUUGAAUGGCAGAGAACAAAGUGGAUUCAGAAGAAGGGGCGACUGGUUUGACUUGGCAGUCGGGAUUGCACACGCUGGGUUUGAAUUUAAGGGAAAUAUUUUCCUCCCACUUUAAAGUACAGUCAGUUUUUAUGAAGCCGGCCUUUUGGGUAGCCGGUUUACUUUGCAUCGCUGACCGCAUACAAGUAACUCCCACAUUUAGCCACCUGGUUGAGUACUGCUUUAUGGUACUGAAUUACAAAGGCUUUACCAUGUUUUAAUUCAAUGUUUAUCCACCUGCAAAUCCAGAAACCUGGCUUGUCUACCGUAUAUACACUUUUAUGUUUUGCAUAGAAUCCCGUUGCAAGUAUAUAAACUAUUCCUGGCUGUCUGUGCUUCUUGCUUUGGGAAUAAGCUUCAGAAGUGAAAGUGUUAAGAAGUAUUGUAUACGUGCAUGGAUGAAUGUGGGUUGGUGCGCAUCUUUGUGAGAGAAGUUUAACUCUUUGCUGCUUUGUGGUGGGAAGGGAGGCAGGCAUUGACCGAGUGCCAUUCUCCUGGCAGUGUUUGGGAAAUGGCUUGUUUCAUCUUUGGGCCUGAAACAGGUAAUUUUUCUCCCACAUUUAAAAGAGGGGAAAUGCUGCAAUGUCUCACCAUUGUUUGGUUUGGACUUUCCUAGCUAAGGGAUGUCAUGGUAUUCUAGAGGAUCCUGAAUUUUGCAAGGGGACCUCGGUGUCCGUCCGUCCGUCCCCCCAGUUCCAGACGCCUUGGCCAUUUUCACACUGGUUACUGGCUACGGAACAUCGUGCAAAGCUCCCGGAAUGACAGAGUCUUUCUAGCGUGUCAUAACUCCAAUUCUCGCGCAAAAUCGUGCCAGGAAGACGCUGUUGUUCCGGGAGCUUUGCACCAUGUUCUGCAGCCAGUAAGCAGUAUGAAAAUGGCCCUAGUUUCUUGCCAGUUUCGAAUUUCACAAGCCUGAAAAUUACUCCUUUAUGCAAAACUCCUGCCAAGUAAAACAAGAAGUUUACCGAGAUGUACUAAUAGAGAUGAGAAUUUAGUCGAGCGAUGGGUUGUCAGGCAACUUUUCCAUUCGUUUUCACUCCGUUUCCCUGCAGUUAAUCUUCCAUGUCCACCCCCCACUCCCCUCCGAGAGCUCCUGCUGUGCUUUGAUGUAAGGGUGCUUUGCUCAGUCGCCCACCAACACAAGGAAGGGCCUGUGUUGGUGGGAGGGCAGACACUCCCGAGCCCGGAACAUUCAGCCCAGUGAAUAUUUGCUCCCCCGCUACCAUGACAUCCUUCGGCACUUGGGUGCCAGCUUCUUGGCGUGCGUCUUAGUAUAUGUUCUGCCUAGUGUUGGCGUAUGCAUGAUCUUUGGAGGCUAAGCCGUGGUCAGUCUCCAUGGCGUUUCUGUUAAUGUCUGUUAUAGCACUGAGGACCAAUUUUGUCCUUUAGGACCAAGCAAAAUGUAAAGCUUCUUCUUAAUAUUUUUCCUGCUUGUCUCUUGACGUCGUGACAGCACAAGUGCCCGUGUGAUUGCCCGUGUGAUUUCAAAGAAAGAGUGUUUUGAAUUGCUGUCUUGGCUCUGUCUACCUCAGCACCUCCUCUUAGCCUAAUUUUAGAAGGUGCCCAAUUUUUUUUUUUGUUCUUUGUGGGUUUUUCCCCCCAGAUUCUGGGUUAAGUAUUUUUUCCUGUACAAAAUUUUCUUCUGUUUGUUUCUUUGCAGUACCGCUUGUGAGUCCCUGUUAUGUGUUACUCUAGAGUCACAGAUGCAGUUAGCUAAAAAAAGAAAUCCACGCAACAUAAUUCAGAUUUCCCCCCAUCCCAAGGAACGUUGUGCCGUCUUCUCCUAGUUGCUGUUCUCCACCUUUGCAUCUGUUCUGUGUAGGGGGCAGGUGCGGUUCUUUGUAAAACUUCAGUGUUUCUGGCAGAGGGAAAAAAAAAAGAAAAGGUUAAAAAAAAGAAUUUGACUGCUGCAGGUUUUUUUUCUCUCCAUUUGUCACUAAGUGAAGUUUGUGCCUUCUAUAGCAAAGAGAAUAUUUUUUACAUCCUACUAACGGUAGAUUUUUUUGUAGUGGACAUUUUUUGUAUUUUUAUUUAUAAGUCUCAUAAGGAAAAUAGCAAAUGUUCAGUUGUAUACCUUGAAUCUGCAGUUAGAAAAAGAAAUAAUAAAGUUAAUUCAGUCGUUGA
Eublepharis macularius is the source of this 8097-nucleotide messenger RNA. RefSeq names its product zinc finger and BTB domain containing 16 (gene ZBTB16). NCBI's taxonomy places the organism in Eukaryota, Metazoa, Chordata, Lepidosauria, Squamata, Eublepharidae. The record is from RefSeq and is a predicted model, not a curated record. The coding region runs from base 144 to 2144 and encodes 666 amino acids. Gene Ontology annotation, molecular function: RNA polymerase II cis-regulatory region sequence-specific DNA binding; protein binding; DNA-binding transcription factor activity. Gene Ontology annotation, biological process: regulation of transcription by RNA polymerase II. The transcript is spliced from 7 exons.